Molecule: messenger RNA, 5031 nt
Organism: Anopheles maculipalpis
Lineage: Eukaryota; Metazoa; Arthropoda; Insecta; Diptera; Culicidae
Product: bromodomain adjacent to zinc finger domain protein 1A-like
Exons: 4
Coding region: 28-5031 (1667 amino acids)
Biological process (GO): chromatin remodeling
Molecular function (GO): protein binding; GTP binding; GTPase activity
Source: RefSeq, a predicted model, not a curated record
CCCUAUCAACCAGUCACCGAUUCAACAAUGCCGCUGCUCAGGCGGCAGGCGCUUGAGAAGACGUCCACGGGAGAACGGCUUCGGGAUAGCGACGAGGUGCUGUUCUGCCAGCAGACCGGAGAAAUAUUCAGCAACUAUGAGGACUACUUUCAUCGCAUCAUGCUCAUCUCUUCGAUGGUGUGGAGCUGUGCGAUGACGGGCCGACCCAAUUUAACCUACUCCGAAGCGCUCGAAUCGGAAAAGGCUGCCCGGAAGCUACUGAAAACGUUUCCCGCCGCGGUGAAGGGACCGUUUCUGUUGGUGGCAUCGUACACCCAGCGUACGUCUAUCAACGAAAUGGUCGAGGACGUGUACGGGUUCGUGAAGGAUCAAAUCUUCAAAGGGGAAAGGGUCGAAGCGAUGGAUUUGACGCACAAAGCGUUCCGUCGUGCGAUCAUCACGCAUGCGGUGGUGGACAAUUCACCCGGUGCCCCGAUUUAUUACCGCGUGGUAGCCGACGACAAUUUGUUGCCGAGGGUGUGGAACGUAACAUCCGGCAGUGUGAAGCGAGAGCGCAGUUCGCUAACGCGCGACAAAUCCAAACUUUUCUUAAAGCAACACGUUGAAGCGGGCGGCCCCGGUGGCCAGCUACGCAUCAAGGCGGACUCGCUGGCCAAGUUCGUUACCGGCGAAGGUUGGACUGCCGAAGAUGUAUUUAUGGGACGGGCGCCAAAUUUUGAGCAAUCGAAACGGUUAAAGAAAGUUAUCGAGCGCACGGACGCUGGUGGCGCUAGCAAGCCGGUGAAGAAAAAUGCAUCAAAACCCACCACUAAAACGACAACAGCGGACGGCGAAAAACAACUUCCGGAGGCUAGUAAGAAGCCGAAAAAAGUGAAAAAACAACCGACAAAGAAUGUAGAGAAAGCAGGCCGGAGUAAGGUGAGAGGUUCAAAAAAGCAGCAAAAGUCAAACACAGGCAAUCAGCAAAGCAUCGAAAAGUAUGUGGAUAAAACGAGCAGACCUGCGACCGUUGAUAUGAAAAAGAUGGCCGAAGAAACGGCACUUCAGAAGCUAAAGCAGGAACAGGAAGCGUUGGCGAAGAAGCGGCUGGAGGAAGAAAAGGCACUCCUGCUGCAACAGAUAGCACUCGCUGUGAAGAGGUACAAUGCCGUGCUGGAAGACCAAGAACUGACAGAUCAGCGCCCAAUGCCACCGGUGCGCGCGGCACGGCCACUGAUCACGUCCAAGUACUUUGGCAACUUUGUGUUCAUACUGGAAUUUCUCAACUCCUAUUCCGACCUGCUUACCAUACGGAGCAAAAUGUCCGGUGGGCUAACGAUGCAACUGCUGGAGCGUGCACUCAUUAUGCGUGAGGUGAAUGGGCCGUUGAGCGACAUUUUUCAGGUGCUGUUGAGCGCCAUCUUUACCCAGCAGCUGGAGGAAGAGAACGAGGUGGACUUUGGGUACGAUCGUAUCGAGAAUCUCGCCCACAAACGGCAAACAGUGCCGGAACAGGUACGGGCCCUCGACACAAUUCUCUGGUGCGAGAAGCACUACAGUACCAAGCUGAGCGAAAUGCCGAUCGAUUCGAUGACGGUGUCGGAGCUACUGCGACUGCACUUCCUUGCGUCCGGUGCACUGGUGGAGGAUAAAGCUGCCAAACAUCGGUACUACCAUCGGAGUGGAUACAGCAGUGCGGAUGAUCCGGGUUUGCGGUUCGUGCGGGACUAUCCGCACAUACUACGGGCACUUAAUUCACACUCCGUCUACCAACUGCCGAGCGCUGACAUUAUACAGAUCCUUUGCUGUCUCAUUCACCAGCUGCUCACGUACAGUGGUGUGCGGGAGUUGAUCGAGGAGCGUGUAGAGCGAGCCCGUACCGCACGGUACAACUACCAAAUGAAUCGGUACGCCCAGCGUCGGCUGAUUGCAAAAACUAGUACGCAGAAAAAUCAAGCCCGCGACGACAUGAAGCGUGAGCUGGCCGCAUUUGAGGGUGAUGAUGCGGUGGCCCGGGAAGAGCACCGGAAGAAGUUGCAGGAACGGCUGGAGGAGCAGUGUGCCCGGUUGGAGGCGGAGUCGCAGCGUGCGAUGAAGGUACUGCAGGUGGAAUCGGAACGACUGAAGGAAGAUUUCUUCGACUAUCAGAUCUAUCUCGGGAUGGACCGAUGCUUCCGCAACUAUUGGCUGUUUGAGUCACUGCCCGGACUUUUUGUGGAGCAUGAUCGGACGUAUGCGGGCAGCUGCCUGGAGCGACCCACACCGAACAUUCCCGGCCUAGCGCAGUGUGCGGUGGACCAACGUAAGAAGUACAUUACAAAAGCCAUUAUGCGGUGUGCCGGUUCGGAUGGGAUCGCUGGACUUCUGGAUGUUAAAGCGAUCGAGCAGGGAAAUGGGAACGGUGGCGAAGAAGCGGGUGGACGGGUGGUGGAGGAAAUGUACGAGCAGCUACUUAUGCUUGGCAGUUCGGAAUUGGAACGGGAGGCGACGACGUCCAAUGAGCGGUCUAAUUCCGAGGGACCACGAACGGAUAAUGAAAGGACGCCACGCUGGCCGAUCGAGCAGGAUCAGCUAUUCAUGUGCACUGCCCAACCGGACGAUUGUGUGGUGCAUACGGAAAAACACCCUCAAACCGUUUGCUGGGGUUAUUACGCGUCGGCAGAAGAAUUGGACGCAUUAAUCCGCAGCCUAAACGUUCGUGGCGUCCGGGAAAAGCAGCUCCGGGAAGUGCUCGAGUGCGAGCGUGAUCUGAUCCUAACGCACAUCGAAAAGUGUCCCACCGACAAGCUGUCGGUCGAUGCGAGCAAUCGGGCGGCCAUUUUGUCUGACAUUGCUGGUCGCAAUCAUAAACGGUACGAUGCGCCCAACUUUAAUUGCGAACCGGGCACAGAGCCGAACGAAAUACUGGAGACGGUUUUGGUGGAGCAUUUGCUCGAACUGGAGGCGAAAAUUACUGUUGGGUAUUUGGGCGUGAUGCGGGUGCGGGAUCGAGAUGCGUGGCGUAACGCGCUGGAAAAUCGGUCGUACGAUCCACAGACGAUUAAGCCGCUCCAGUGGGGCCCGAAACGGCUUGACAAGCAGCAGGAUGAAAAACCGGAUAAGGAAGGGAUUAAGCAAGAGUACAACAGCAAGCUGAGUGAGGAGGACGAUGAUGACGAGGAACAGACGGUAUCGGCGGAUGGGUUCAAUCCGGGUCAUUGUCUACCGGACACAACCAUCUCCCUGAUGGAUGAAACAUUGGACACAGAAGAGUUGGCAUACCCGCUGCACGAAUCGGAAACAUUGCGCCAGCGGGUCCGUGAGUUGGCCUCCGCCUUGCUCCAGGUGGCCCAGUGUAUCGAUCAUAAGUUUCUGCGCCAUCCGUUUGGACGGAAAAAGGAGCACAAAGACCGUGCGGUAAAGCAGCACGAGGGGUUGAAGAAUUUGGUCAAGUGGGAGGUGUCGCUGAUGCAGUCAACCAGUUACGCCCAAGUGUUUCUGCACUACAACGUACUGUACGAUGCGAUCCAUUGGUCACGGUCGGCGGAGCGUAUCUGUUGCAUGAUUUGCCGCCGAAAGGGUGAUCCGGAGCUAACGUUGCUCUGCGAUGAGUGUCACCGGGCCUCCCACACGUACUGUUUGAAGCCGAAGCUGAAGGAGGUGCCUGCGGGCGAUUGGUACUGUAUGCGGUGCCGACCGGAAAAUUUCAAGGUAAAGCGUGCGGCUACGAAGAAGAAAAUAUUUAAAUGGGACGAAGAAGAGGAGGAAGAGGAAGAGCAAGAUGAUGAAAUCAAGCAAGAUGAAGUGGAAGACGAAGAGGAGGAGGAGGUGGAGGAAGAACAGCCGGACGAUGAAGAGAUGGAGGUGGAUCUGGAUGUUGAGAAAGUGGAGAAGGGCGCAGCGGAAGAAAAGGAGAAGUCUGGGUCGCUUUCCGGUGCUAGUGGAAAUGAGGAUGAGGAAGAGGAGGAGGAUGAUGAAGAAGACGAAGAUGAAGAUGAAGAGGAGGAGGAUGAAGACGAUGAUAGCGACGAGGAGUAUGGCACCAGAAGACGGAAGCCACAACCGGUCGCCAAGCCAAAAUCGAAGUCCAAUAAUACCAAACCGGGCAUUGUAGUGGUGAAGGGUGGCCGUAGUAUCCGUAAUGCGGCAGCCACGAACGGUGCCCCCUAUCGUUACGACGCUAACGACGACGACGAUGAUGACGAGGAGGAGGAUAAAAACGGCGACUCUGAUGAUCGAAGGAAGCAGCGUGGCUUAGUCUUUCCCAACGAAGCAGUACACAAGCGGCGUUCGGCAAGUGCCAAACUGCAGCGCACCAAUACAGCGACGAGUAGUGGUACGAGUAAGCGCAAGCGGACGCGCACUACCUCCCAAGAGCCAGCCACCAACGCCAGCAAACGGCCACGCCGGAAAGGGCUCAAGAAUGGAGAGACGCUGAAGGUGAAGGGAAGCGUAUCGCCGGCUAUCAGUGACGAUGACAUGAUGACGGCCAAGAAAACACGCGUCAGUGCCCGCACGACGAAGGGACAACGUCGCUCCUCAGUUUACAUUGCCGGUGAUGAGGACAUUGGUGAUGACGAGGAAGAGCUGAUAGUGUCGCGCAUGAAGCAGCAGGGCACGGCAGCUGUCCGACGGUCACGCCGUACCGGAAUUGAUUUGCCGCUCAACUCGGUCGCCCUCUAUACACUGAUCGACGAUAUCCUGAAGCAUCCGAACUCGUGGCCGUUCAAUCGGCCCGUGUCGGCGAGGGAAGUGCCGGAUUAUUAUGCGGUCAUCAGGAACCCGAUGGACUUUGCGCGGAUCAAGUCGAAGCUGAACAUGGGCGACUACAAAAUCAACGAACAAAUGCUGGCAGAUGUGCAGCUGGUGUUCCGGAACUGUGAUCUCUAUAAUACAGACGAGACGGUCGUGUAUCGAGUUGGCCGCGAGCUGGAGCAGUAUGUGAUGAAACGGUGCAAAGAACUGUCGCUUCCGUUCCAACCCAGUGAUAUGCAGCGGUCCGGCGGCACACAUUCGAACGUUCCACUUGCAUCCAAACCGGUCAACGGAGUUGGUGGGCUGCAGGCAAAAUAG